This is a messenger RNA of Pocillopora meandrina, 2150 nucleotides long. The record is from the annotation of a GenBank genome assembly. NCBI's taxonomy places the organism in Eukaryota, Metazoa, Cnidaria, Anthozoa, Scleractinia, Pocilloporidae.
GUAGGAGACAAGCAUGGGGAGGGUGGUGCUUAUGGCAAUCUUGGCAAUGCUUAUCACAGUCUGGGUGAUUUCAAAAAAGCCAUAGAGUACCACAACCUACAUCUUAAAAUAGCUAAAGAAGUAGGAGACAAGCAUGGGGAGGGUCGUGCUUAUGGCAAUCUUGGCAUUGCUUAUGACAGUCUGGGUGAUUUCAAAAAAGCCAAAGAGUACCACAACCUAGAUCUUAAAAUAGCUAAAGAAGUAGGAGACAAGCAUGGGGAGGGUAACGCUUAUGGCAAUCUUGGCAAUGCUUAUCACAGUCUGAGUGAUUCCAAAAAAGCCAUAGAGUACCACAACCUAAAUCUUAAAAUAGCUAAAGAAGUAGGAGACAAGCAUGGGGAGGGUCGUGCUUAUGGCAAUCUUGGCAAUGCUUAUCACUUUCUGGGUGAUUUCAAAAAAGCCAUAGAGUACCACAACCUACAUCUUGAAAUAGCUAAAGAAAUAGGAGACAAGCAUGGGGAGGGUGGUGCUUAUGGCAAUCUUGGCAAUGCUUAUCGCCGUCUGGGUGAUUUCAAAAAGCCAUAGAGUACCACAACCUAGAUCUUAAAAUAGCUAAAGAAGUAGGAGACAAAUCCUUGGAGGCAAUAGCCUACUGUUCAUUAGGACGCGUUUCUGAGUUGCAAGGUAGACUGCCAAAAGCCGUUGAACAUUACCAAGCUAGCAUAAGCUUAUUCAAUUCCUUGAGAGUACUUCUAAAAUCUAAAGAUGAGUGGAAAGUUAAUUUUCGAAAUCAGCAUCAAAUGGCGUAUACGGGUUUGUGGAGAGUUCUCGUAGAACAAGGUAAUGUAGAUGAAGCCUUAUUUGUUGCUGAGAAAGGACGAGCUCAAGCUCUAACCGACCUCAUGGAAUCCAGUUUUCGUGGUGGAACAAGUCACCACAAGAGAGAAGAUGAAGAUUGCGCAGUUUUAAAAAACGUUCCAUCAAACACUGUCUUUCAGGCAGUGGAUGAAGCUAACGUCAAUCUUUGGGUUGUGUCCGAAGGAAAACAAGUUCAGUUAAGACAAAGUAAACUCAAAGGUUUUGUUUCAGAGAAUAGUGGAUCUAGCCAGUCCUUUGAGUCGUUCAUGCUCGGUGUCUAUACACAACUUGGUGUUCGUUCUAAUGUGAGAUGCGAGAAUCGAUCUUUAGAUGCUUUGAGGGAGGGCCGUUCAAAAGUGGAUGAGAAAACCAAAGAAGCCAACCCUCAACCUCACUUCCAACAAGACGGAUGCUUGAGCAGUUUGUAUGAUAUCGUUAUGAAGCCGGUGGCUGACUUGAUUCAAGGGGAUGAGCUACUCAUUAUUCCUGAUGGAUCCCUGUGGAUCGCCCCUUACGCUGCAUUGAAGGAUGGUAAUUCUAAAUACCUGUGUGAAUCGUUCACAAUCCGAGUCGUUCCAUCGUUAGCAAGUCUUAGACUCAUUGCCGAUUGCCCAGAUGAUUAUCACAAAAGCAGUGAUGCGUUACUUGUAGGAGAUCCGUGGGUAUCCGAGGUUACUAACAGCGAUGGAGAGAAAGUCCUCGAGCAGCUUCCGUGUGCUAAAGAAGAAGUAGAAAUGAUCGGAGAAAUUCUGAAUAUCACGCCUAUCACUGGCAGAAAAGCCACGAAACGUGAGGUGUUGAAAAGACUCAGUUCCGUUUCCUUAGUUCACUUUGCGGCACACGGAUGUCCGGAAACCGGCGAAAUUGCUCUUACACCUGACCUAGACCGAAUAUCUACUGUGCCUACGGAGAAGGAGGAUUACAUUUUAACGAUUCGAGAUGUGUUGAAUGUUCAACUUCGCGCUAAACUUGUUGUGCUCAGUUGCUGCCACAGUGGUCGGGGCGAGAUCAAGGCUGAAGGUGUGGUUGGCAUUGCGCGCGCUUUUAUGGGGGCUGGUGCUCGGUCUGUUGUGGUGUCCCUGUGGGCGAUUGAUGACGAGGCUACUCUCGAGUUCAUGAAAUGCUUUUAUCAACACCUUGCAGAAGGUAAAUCUACAAGCAAGUCACUGAACCUGGCCAUGAAAAGCCUCAGAGAAUCAGAUGAGUUCCACGACAUCAAAUACUGGGCGCCCUUUAUGCUGAUUGGAGAUGACCUCACGUUUGACCUGAUGGCAAAGGAAAGAGAAAAUUUGAAUAGAAAAUCAAAUAAAUGA